CAGUCUGCCCCUUACUUGCCCAUCUCGGCGACCACUGUCCCUCCACAAGAGACUGCCAAUGCACAAGGCAACGUCUCUUGCAUCCACAUCCCCCCUUCCUUCUUGACAUUUGAGAUCACAAUACAACGCGACGCAACGGCACAACACCGCUCGCAUAUAUACAUGCACACCCGGCAAUAACUUGACUUCCCUUCUUUCCUCUCGCUCCAUGCCCACCGACCCGCGCAACCGACUAUGUCCACAAUCCUAAUCCCCAUCCAGCCGGAGGCGGGGCCGUCACGCGUCGCGUCCACCAAGAAGUCACUAGACAGCUCGUUUGCCCAGCAGGCUUCUGGUGCGGAGGAUGAGCCAGACCUCGAGACCGUCAUCCGCCGAGUACGCAACGCACGCCGAAUCGUCGUCGUCGCCGGCGCCGGUAUCUCUACGGCUGCAUCCAUCCCCGACUUUCGCGGUGCUAGCGGCCUGUUCUCUGGAUCCAAGGGACAUAACGUCAAGGACCUCUUCGACUUCAAGAGCACCAAGACACCCGCGCUCCUUGCCAAGCACCACGCGCUCUUGACAGAGCUGUACGACAAGGCAUCCAAAGCCUCGCCAACACACUUUCACAACCUCUUGGCGUCGCUGAACGACGACGGGCGCUUGUUGAGGUGCUACACGCAGAACAUUGAUGGGUUGGAAGAGCGCGCCGGGCUGCCUACCGGCGUCCCGUCUGUUUCCACCCCUGCACGACGCGUCGCAAAGGGCAAGGGUCGCGCAGCAUCCUUGUCUGCCGCAACAUCGGGCCAGCAGACACCAGACGGAGAGGUUUCUUCUUCCGGAUCGGCUCUUGGAGACAUUAGCGCCGCGCUCAACCCCGGACCGCCAUCCCACCCACCCGCGCCGCGCUGCAUCCCGCUCCACGGCAUCCUGACCCACAUGCACUGCAGCCUGUGUUCCGCACAGGUGCCAAUAGAGAAGUGCAUGCCAUUACCACCACACGCCAUCCCCUGUCCGGAAUGCGAGCUCGCGUCGUCAAUACGUUCGGCUUUGAAUGAGCGGUCGCGGCCUGUUGGAGCGCUACGAGCCAGCGUCGUCCUGUACAGCGAGCACCACCCGGACGGCGAGGGUAUCGGCGCGGUCACAGUACGCGACCUCAAGGGCACCGGCCGGCGCGGUGAGCGAGAAGGCCAGGCCGACCUGCUCAUCGUCGCCGGCACCUCGCUGGCCAUCAAAGGCGUCAAGAAGAUGAUCAAGGAAAUGUCUGAGAUGCUCGCGACGCGCCCCGACUCGUCCGUAUCCGACGGCAAGUCGGUCCCCGUGAGGACAAUCUACCUCAACAACGAGCCGCCAACGGCUCCAGGAUCAUGGGGCGAUGUCUUCGACGUCUGGUGCAAGGGCGACAUUCAGCAGUUUGCCGACCUGGUCGCAGACGACAAGUUUGCCCCGCCGCUUCCGAUCACGCCGCGCAAGCCAACCCCGCGCAAGCGUGUCGAGUCGGGCGACCUUCCCCCCACGCCCAACUCGUCGACGCCGAGCAAGCCACGCAAGCGCAAAGCCGACAACGUGUUUGUGGACAUCGAGACGACACCGACAAAGAAGUCGAAGAAGCCAGUGCUGCCCCUCACUCCUGGUGCUACCCCGCCGCGUGCCCGCCCAGCGUCAAACCUACGCGAGUCGUCACCAUCCCCCGAGCCCAAGGCCAAGAGGGAGCGAGCGGUGUCACCGACGCCAGAGCCAAAGUCCCUGUCCUCCGACUCGUCGCGCACGUCGUCCCGCGACUCGACCCUCACUCCUCCCCCACCUGCCAACUCCUUCUCUCCCGUCACCACCACACUUCCCCUCUACCCAACCGACCCCUUCGCAAACCACGCCGGCCCACAACCGGCCUCCAAAUUCUGGGCUACAGUCUUGUAGGGCCCCCAUAGACAUACUCAUUUGUUUGUACCACCUACACAUCACGUCAUGUAACGCCU
Molecule: messenger RNA, 1952 nt
Organism: Vanrija pseudolonga
Lineage: Eukaryota; Fungi; Basidiomycota; Tremellomycetes; Trichosporonales; Trichosporonaceae
Product: NAD-dependent protein deacetylase hst4
Exons: 3
Coding region: 235-1893 (552 amino acids)
Biological process (GO): replication-born double-strand break repair via sister chromatid exchange; negative regulation of transcription by RNA polymerase II; regulation of DNA repair
Cellular component (GO): mating-type region heterochromatin; nucleus
Molecular function (GO): histone deacetylase activity, NAD-dependent; NAD+ binding
Source: RefSeq, a predicted model, not a curated record